This is a messenger RNA of Scheffersomyces amazonensis, 1017 nucleotides long. RefSeq names its product Eaf7p (gene EAF7). Gene Ontology annotation, cellular component: nucleus; H4/H2A histone acetyltransferase complex. Bases 57 to 977 code for a protein of 306 amino acids. The transcript has a single exon. Gene Ontology annotation, biological process: regulation of DNA-templated transcription. Lineage: Eukaryota; Fungi; Ascomycota; Pichiomycetes; Serinales; Debaryomycetaceae. The record is from RefSeq and is a predicted model, not a curated record.
UAUAGACUCUUUUUAUUAGAGCAAUUAGUUAAAGAAAACAUUAAGAUCUAGCGGGUAUGACACGAGUGUGGUCAGUGGAUGAAGAAAUAAAACUUUACAGUUUGGUAUGUGACUUUAAGCCUGCUGGUAAGGAUAAGAUUAAGCAUAUGAACUCGAUAGUGGAAGCUAUCAAUAAAGAUGUUACAGUUACGACUCAUAUUACAGCAGAUGAUAUAUGGGAACGAUUAAAGCAAUUGUAUGAUCUACCUGCACUAGACGCAUUAGAAGAUUAUAAAGAAGGAGAAGAUCUGAUAGAGGAAGAACUGAUUGAUGAUGAAGGACCUAAAGGAGAAAAGCCAAAACAGGAAGCACAGGAAGAAGAAAUAAAAGAGGAAGAACUAAAAGAAGAGGAAGAGGUACCUAAAGGUAAACGAGUGGAUGUUAAGGAACCUACACCAAAAUCUACGGGUAAGAGAUCUAGAAAGGUAGUUGUAAAGGAAGAAGAGGAUCAAGAAGAUGAAGAGGAUGAACAAGAGGAAGAUGAAGAGAAUGAUCAAGCAGUAAGUGAUGGUACUCCUGAAGUAGAAGAAGAAGAGGAGGAGGAAGAAGAAGAAUCUCCUUUAAAGAGAAGACGUAAAAGAAAAGAUAGUGAAAAACUUGUUGACAAGGUAACCAGCAAGAAACGAACAAGAUCUUCAGCCAGACUUGAACCUGUAGAAACAACUCCACCACCUUCUAAAAGAAGACAAUCUCGAGUCAGUACCACGUCUCCACAAUCUCAAUCACAAACUCAAAGAAGAAGAACGCGGUCGGAAACUCAUCAUGAUGACUCUGAAGCUCCAGAAGAUGACAUAGCUGUGAAGCAGACUGAUAAGAAAUCAAAACAAAAGGAUAAAGAACAGGAACCAGAAGAAGAACAGACUCCUACUACAAGAAGAGCUACUCGAUCAGCUAAAGUUCAUCCACCACCGGUUAGAAGAAGUAGUAGAAAAAAGUAGAGCUCUUUGUAUUUCGAUUGAAAGUAAAUACUUUUAUAAC